This is a messenger RNA of Arctia plantaginis, 1398 nucleotides long. The record is from the annotation of a GenBank genome assembly. NCBI's taxonomy places the organism in Eukaryota, Metazoa, Arthropoda, Insecta, Lepidoptera, Erebidae.
AUGGAGAAGUAUGGAAGUGCUACAAUGAAUUUUAGUAAAACGGAUCAGAAACCAUUACCAACAAAUUUUGAUGAAUUUAUACCUUGGGCGUGCCGUGCCUUACAAGAAAGCUUCUACCCAAUCAUCACUAGAUCUACACAACACACCCUUGAUACAUCUACGACUAAAGGAAAAAAAGAUAAAACACUAGAAAACGAACUAAACGACAUCGAAUCUGAAUUCUCCGACAAGGAAACUGGUUCAGACGAUUAUUAUAAUAACAUGAAUAAUAUAAACAUUGAGGCAGUCUACGAUAGUAACAAUUUACUACAUCAAUUGAAAUUCAUUAAAAACAACAAAGUACCAAGACAUUUACUGAAACUUAUUAGUCUUAUUACACGAUUUCAUCCUCAAUUGACAGGGAUUAAUAUAAAUAAAGGAUUGAACCACGAAGGACUCUAUGAAAUUUCAAAAAUGGUGGCUUCAUCGUUUAUUACUGAAGUCAUUCUUGAUGGUACAAUAAUCAAAGAAGGCAAUUUUUAUUUGUUAGUAGAAAAAAAAUCCUACUUGAAAUAUCUGUCUCUAGCUAGAUGCAAUAUCAACGAUACGAUACUUAAAGAACUUACCGCAAGAUUAAUUCACCCAUUACCGAUGUCAAGAGUUCUUUCAGUGCUUAAUUUAUCUUCAAAUAAAAUUACCAAUAAUGGCGCAAAAUACUUAGGGGAAAUGUUGGAAACGAAUAGACAGUUGGCUUAUCUUAAUUUGGCAGGAAAUAUGAUCAGCGAUACCGGGGCAGAAAGUAUUAUGAACAGUUUAGUAGAAUUCCCCCUCUCUAUUGAUAAUAUAAUAGCGUCAAAAACUCGAAAAUAUAAUUACUUAAAAGAGAAAAAUAACUUGGUUAAAAAAACUGUUGAAGAAAUGCUUUAUAUUGAAUUAAAUAAAAUGUCUUCUAAAUCUAAAUCCGAUCAAAAAGGACCGGCUUUUAUGAGGAAACAAAAAGAAUCAAGGAUUAGGGAGUCAACAUUAAGAUAUAAACACCGCGAAGAAAGUUAUGCUGAGUUAGCUGAAAGUGCAGUCAAUGCUCAGAUGGGCCCAUUUAUGGAUCCAUACAGUUCAGAGAAUUUAAUUAGUAGAAAUGGAACUCUAUACUGCCUUGGCAACAAUAUUCUAUGUUACUUGAGCCUGGCUUAUAACGAUCUCACAAACUUAAGUGUCAAGAAGUUGUAUUCUGUAUUAAAUACACAGCACAAUUUAAACAGAACUCCUAGAGGUUUAGUCAACGUCUGCAUAGAUGGUAAUGAUAUGACCGACUCUGAUCCAGAUUUGGCUAAAAUUGAUUUAAUUAUUGAUCGUGGGUUAACUGCAGAAUUACCGGUCGUAACUACAACUUCAAAGAAAAAGGGGGGAAGUACCAAAUAA